AUGGAGCUCAAAGGCCUUCUGCUUGUGACUCUCUUCUCUCUUGCUUCAGCAACCCCCGUAGAUCCCGCUGUCAGUCCAUUCGCCCCAUCCAAGGUCGCUCCCCGAAAAAACAAACUGCCCUUUCCCUCGACAUUUUACGACCUACCUACAGGCGACCCAAGAACCGGCCCACUGCCUACGGGCAAACUGGGAAGCCCAUUGCCUCCAUGGCGGCACGAAAACGGAGUCGGCGUUUACAAGGACCCUAAUCAAAUCGCUCCGCUGUGGUACACCGAGAGCGAAAAGGAUUUGAAAAAAAUGGCUGACACAGGAGGCCAUAAGGAUGUGGUUCCGGCUCCUUCUAAGACCACGAAGAAGAAUGUUCUCAGGAGCGAGGUUGCGAUACCGAUACCGACGGUACUAGGUGGUGAUUGCUAUGUUGCGGCUCGAAUAAUGUGCGGUGUAGUGUUGGGUCUGACGGACUGCGAGCAGCAGUGCGCAAAGUACGCAACGCUGCAACCUGUUGGGGAAACCCGGGAUUGCAUUCCUCUCCAGCAGACUGGUUUCGACGAUCCUCUCGGUAUCGUGAGCGCAAGCUUGCUGAGCGAAGGAGAGAUGUCGGCCUGUUGGAGCGAGUGCAGAAACCGAGGACACGGUGCAUGCGAACUGUGCGCCCAAAAGUUGCGGCUCGGAGGACUGACGCCUUCCACUCAACCGGCUCGCUAUGAUCCUUGGGGCUGGGGCCCGAAGCAAUCUCGCGGCUCUGUUGAUACGGCUGCAGAGACGAUGGCUUUCCAGAUGCUCUGGAAGUGCGCGGUAAAUUGCAUGCGCGACGGCGCUAAACCAUGCACGGCCUGCGAUGGGCUCUGGGACGAGUCCAAGAAAAUGGUGUCCACCCGUGGAUCCAAGGAGGAACUCGAAUUCUGGGUGUGUGUGCGGGAAUGCUCUCGCGACAGGUUGAUAUCUUGUAUGGAAUGCGAGACAGCCUGGCGCCAGCAACUAGCAACGGCAUCGCCCAAGGACCUGCCAGUGGAACAAGCGGCGGCAUACGCUGAGAUCUGGAACUGCGUGGUCCACUGCGACAAAGACAGGACGCAGAAAAUGUGCGCGCCGUGCGACGAACUUUGGAGAAAAUGGGAUGCAGGACUACCGCCCUUUGGACCCGAACGGGCUGGUCUUAUUACCGCCGGAGUUGAUGACGGAUCUCCAUCAGAUCCCAAUACCGAGGAAUUCGCGAUCAGGUCUCGUCUUGAUUCAUGCAUGAAAGGAUGCAAUACAGCCAAUAAAAUAAAACCCACCAGCUACUGCAACUACUGCGAAGUGCUCGUAAGAUCCGUCCCACUACUGGUGCCGCAUCCCUGGAUUCGUCGAAGCAUUUCCCCCGAGUCCAGCAAGACAAUCGCAAAGCGCCUGCUAUUCGUCUGGGACCCGGCCACCGGUGUCUUUAAGUGCACAGAACAGUGUGCAAAGGGCAAGGAUUACUACAUCUCGUGUCUCCCCUGCCUGUACGAUAAGGGCAUCCCUGUUGGCGACAACCUACCCGAGACUGGCCAAGCAGAGGUCGGACGUCUAAGCCUGCCAUGA
This is a messenger RNA of Bipolaris victoriae FI3, 1563 nucleotides long. RefSeq lists its product as hypothetical. The transcript has a single exon. The record is from RefSeq and is a predicted model, not a curated record. Lineage: Eukaryota; Fungi; Ascomycota; Dothideomycetes; Pleosporales; Pleosporaceae. The coding region runs from base 1 to 1563 and encodes 520 amino acids.